AUGGCCGUUCUUUCAGCACAGUUGGGUGGGUACGAAAAUAUAGGUUGCACUGAAAAAGACUUGACAAAUUAUGAAAGGGAUAAGAGACAGAAAUCCAAGGGUCGUGAUGCUCAGAUGUUGUACGAACAUUUUGAAGAAAUGAAAGAGUUGCAUCUAACAUUUGAAUAUGAAGUGAAAGUUGACGAAGAAAAUAGCUUAUUACAUUGUUUUUGGGCCGAUCAUAUUGCACGUCAGUCGUACAAAUAUUUUGGUGAUGUUAUAGUCUUUGACACUACUUAUAAUACCAACCGAUAUGGUUUGAUAUUUGCUCCAUUUAUGGGAGUAAAUCAUCAUGGGCAGUCUAUUACUCUUGGAUGUGGUUUCAUACACGAUGAAACCACUGAAUCUUUUAUUUGGUUGUUUGAGUCGUGGCGUAAAGCGAUGCAAGGAGAGUCACCUAAAGCCAUAAUAACAGAUCAAGAUCCAGCAAUGACGAAGGCCAUUUCUAUUGUAUUUUCAAAUACAUUCCAUCGGUAUUGUAUUUGGCAUAUAAUGCAGAAGGUACCUGAGAAAUUAGGAGCCAUCGCACAUAGGGAUGAAUUUAUUCGACCAUUCAACGAUUGUGUAUGGAAUUCGCAAACGUCUGAAGAUUUCGAAGAUUCAUGGGAAAAAUUGAUGACAGAGAAUGGUUUGGAAGAUAAUGUAUGGUUGAACUCUAUAUAUGCAGUCCGUCAUAAAUGGAUACCCGCGUUUGUACGGCAUGUAUUUUUUGCGGAUUUCAUUGUUCGGUUUGAUAGGGCACUUGCUCGCCAAAGGCAUAACGAGCUUGCUGCAGAUCAUGAAACGAUCAGUAGAUUGGAUUAUGUUGCAGAAGGUGAAAGGGAAAAUGAUGAUAUUUAUGUCUAUAACGUAUUCAAAGUUGCACGCUUGGAAGAAAACGACUGCGACCGAGUGGUUAGAUAUGAAGUGAGUAAAAAACAUGCUGAUUGUAGUUGUCUCAAAUUUCAGUUCAAAGGUAUACCGUGUAGACAUAUAUUAUGCGUACUUCGACGUGUUCGUAUACCUAUAUUGCCAGAGUAUUACAUUUUGAAGAGAUGGAUACGGUAUGCAAGAGUAGGUUCUAUUCACGACAACGACGAGGUAGCAAUCAAGCCAGAUUGUGAUGAUUCCAUCUCACUAUGUCAUAGUAAUUUAUCUCAGAUUUGCCGAUUACUUGUCGAUGAAGGGUCUUCCUCAAAACAAGGGUAUCUCUUGGCUAAGGAAAGGUUGUAUGACAUUUUAAGGGAUGUUUGA
Magnolia sinica is the source of this 1272-nucleotide messenger RNA. RefSeq names its product protein FAR1-RELATED SEQUENCE 5-like. The transcript is spliced from 3 exons. Gene Ontology annotation, biological process: regulation of DNA-templated transcription. Lineage: Eukaryota; Viridiplantae; Streptophyta; Magnoliopsida; Magnoliales; Magnoliaceae. The record is from RefSeq and is a predicted model, not a curated record. Gene Ontology annotation, molecular function: zinc ion binding. The coding region runs from base 1 to 1272 and encodes 423 amino acids.